Ananas comosus (pineapple) is the source of this 1729-nucleotide messenger RNA. RefSeq lists its product as uncharacterized. The record is from RefSeq and is a predicted model, not a curated record. The transcript has 2 exons. Bases 523 to 1296 code for a protein of 257 amino acids. NCBI's taxonomy places the organism in Eukaryota, Viridiplantae, Streptophyta, Magnoliopsida, Poales, Bromeliaceae.
GGAAUAAUUUAAAUUAAAUAAAUUUAACUAAAAAUUAAAUUAAUAAAACUAAAUUUUUAAAAGAUUGGACAUCGAAUUUAAAAUAAUUUAUAAUUUAGCUUAGUUUACUGUCGACGCGUCUCUUACAAGCCUAUAUAAGCUAUAAUUCUAUGUAAUGUGCUCCCAUACGUUUACCCUUUUGACCCCGUCUCGUUCUUACCACUCAGUUUCUACAGAAAGAGAGAGAAAAACCCGGUUUUCUCUUUCCGCGAGCCCCCAAAUUUUCCCUCAACAAACUCAACCAACCAUUCCGGAACUCUCUCUCUCUCACUCAACCCCCAAAAUUAGACCCUCCCCUCAAAAACUCUCGAACACAUUUCCUUUCCUUUCCUUUCCUUUCCUUUCCUCAAUUCCACGAAAUUACUGCUCCCCCGCAAACUCUCUCCCCACCACCAUUGUUUCCUCGUUGCUCGUUCUCGCGCGCGUCGCCUCUGCUUCUGCUUGUGCUUCUGCUUCUUCGUGCGGCUUCUUGGGGAAGCCCUAAUGUGGCCGCCGUGGGGAAGAAGCCGCCGCGGCAAAGACGCUUCGCCGCGGCUCCCCCGCUGCCCCUCGUCGUCUCCUUCCUCGCCCUUCUCCUUCUCCUUCUCCUCGCUCAAGGACAUCGACGCGCUCCUCAGCGACGGCCCCGGCCCCGGCCCUAACUCCACGGCGGCGGCGGCACCGCCGCUCCUCCACCGCGCGCGCUCCGCCUCCGGCUCGUUCCGAUCGUGGCGAUCGUUCUCCUCCUCGUCCCCUUCGUCGUCGCCCUCGUUCCACCCCGAUCCCUUCGGCCUCGCCCCGGGCGAGGAGAAGCGGAUCGUGCUCUACUUCACCUCGCUCCGCGUCGUCCGCAAGACCUUCGAGGAUUGCCGCGCCGUGCGCUCCAUCCUCCGCGGCUUCCGCGUCGCCGUGGACGAGCGCGACCUCUCCAUGGACUCCGCCUUCCUCGCCGAGCUCAAGGGGAUCCUCGGCGGCCGCCGCGGCCGCGACCUCGCCCUCCCCCAGGUCUUCAUCGGCGGCCGCUACAUCGGCGGCGCCGACGAGGUCCGCCACCUCCACGAGUCCGGCGAGCUCGGGCGCUUCAUCGAGGGCGCCCGCCCCGCCGCCCCCGGGGCCUGCGGCGGAUGCGGCGGUGUGGGCUUCGUGCUCUGCCGCGGCUGCAGCGGCAGCCGCAAGCGCUUCAGCGACAAGUGCGGUGCCUUCCGGAGCUGCGGCGACUGCAACGAGAAUGGCCUCGUGCGGUGCCCCGAAUGCUCCCCCCCUCCCGCCGCCGACUGAUCGAGAUCGGAGGGUCCGGGAGAGCAGAGAUCGGAGAGGAGGUGAUCGGAUGCCUCAUACAAGGGUUGGAGGGAGAAGGAAAGGCAUGCAUGAUACAUCUCCAUAACCCAAACAAGGAAUACGAUUAUAGCGCUUUGCGACGAAUCGACAAGAGCUGAGAUGUUGAGGUAUUGUUAUAAUCUUUCUAUCAAUUUGAGCAUCUCUUUUUUCUUCUUCUUUUUUCUUUUUGUUAAUUAAUAUCUUAUUGAGAAAGGAAAUAAUAGAGGAGGAAGGAGGCUUUUGAGAUUUGUUUACUUGUGUUUGUUGUGAAAAAGAAUGAAAUUUUUUCUAGUUUUGGAUGCUUCUUAUGUUUCUAAAUAUAUUAUUUGAUGAUUUAGUCUUGUGGACACAGGGAAAACAGAGAUUGACAUUUGUGCAAGAGGCUAUGUCACCU